AUGCGCCGUAAGCUGCUGCCUUUUCUCAGGCGCGAGGAAAGGCGUAGCCAAACCCUCGAGGCCGCCGCAGCGAGAGCUGUGUGCCCUCGUUGUCGCACUGCAGCUUGCUCUUCGCGCGGCCCCCGCAGACCGCCUCAGGCGCGUUUCUGUCCAAGUCUGUCGCCUCCUCUGGCCUCGCCUGCCGCGUGUUCCCCGCCAUCUCUUCUCCCCUCCCCACUCUGCGCGUCUAUUCUCCUGUCCCAGCCUGCCUCGUCUCCUUCGCGGGCGCCGCGGCGGCUGGCGAGUUCGGGCCGGAGAGACAGCCAAGCGCGCGCAUGUGCGUCGACGCAGAGCGAACAAAGACUCGCGAGCGGAGCCCUCGCUUCUCCCGCUCCAACAGAUCCUCUUUCUCCUCUCUGCGCGCCGCUGGACGCCCGCCCGUCGCCUCGUUCGUCCUCCUGCGCCUCCGCCUCGUCUGCGGCUGCUGCUCUGCCUUCGUCUCGCGCUCCCGCUUCUUCUCCUGCAGAGUCUUCGCUGGGAGGCGCGCCGGUCGUCUUCCCUUUUGCGCUGUGUGCGCUGUCGCCGAUUCGGCUGGCGUCGCGCCGCGCGCGGGAGGCUGCGCGCAGAGAAUUCGACUCGCUCAUGCAGCCCAGGCACCCGCUCGUCAAGGCUGUGCAGCAGUCAGACACUCCGCGUUUGCCUCACUACCUGAAGGAGUUCUCGCUCAAACAGAAGGACGCGCGGGACAUGUGGAAGGCGAAGGCUGCAGCGAGCUCUCCCGUCCAUCAGGCGCAUGCAGCGGCCUCGCAGGCGGGCAAGCGCGCGCCGCGAACGUCGCCGACAGCUAUCCAUCCUGCGCACAUGGAUCCGCCGCUGGUGGCGUCGACAGCUGCAGAACUCGCGCGCACGCGCAGCGGGAAUGACGCCAUGUGGGCGGCGCUAAUUCGCCGAGCCUUGCAGCUAAGACCGUUGUUUGAGCCGAAGGAGAUCGCCAUCCUCCUCAACGCCCUCAGCCGGACGCGGCGCUUUCCUCCGGAGCUUUUCCAAUCCUUUGCACCGCUCAUUGCUCAAAAACUCGUUUACUUCAACUCCAGUCACCUAUGCAUGGUGCUUUCGGCCUACGCGAAGAGCCGCGUGCAGCCAGGCUCGGAGUUUCUGGCUGCUGUACGCCAGCAGCUCCUCCACCGCCUCGCGCUUCGCGAAAUUCAAAGCCCCGUUGAGCUGGCCAUGCUUGUAAAUGCCCUCGUCAAACUCAAGCUCUGUGAGAACCGCUCGCUAGUGGAGCGCCUCGCGCAGCACCUGCGGCAGCGCCUCGCCGUCGAAGACUUCCACGUGCGCGAAUUGGCGGUGCUGGCGUCAGCCUUCGCCGCAGUCGACUAUGCCAAUCUCGCGCUCUUCUCGCACAUCGCAGAUGCUGCGGUUGAGACUGUGAACGAGGCUACUCCGGUGGAGCUCGCGCGUCUGAUUCACGCCUUCUCUUCGUGCUCCACUUCUUCCGCGGCGGCUGCCUUCGGCGGCGAGGGCGACGCGGAAGCCCAGGAGCAGCUCGCGCAGCGGGAGCAGAGCCGCAAGAAGCUGGAGGCGCUGCUGGAGGUCUGCGUGGCCUGCGCCCGCGAGAAGAUCGCCUUCAUGAGCCCCGACGAGCUGGUGCUCUCCGCUAACGCCGUCGGACAAGCCUACUCGGUCAUCUCCUCGCCCGCCCUGCGCCUCGACGUGGCUGCCCUCCUUGCUAAUGUCAGGUCGCUCGCUGUGGCGAGCCUGUCGCUGUUCACUCUCUCUCAGAUUUCUUCGCUGCUUUUCUCCUUCUCUCGCUGGCGCCAGCCCUUCCCACCGGCGGACUUACUCCGCGUCAUCGAUCGCCUUGAGGCAUUGUCCGCACUGGGCACUUCGGCAGCGAUCCCCGCUUACUCCGGCUUCGCGGUGCCUGGAGAGCGCGAGGAGGAGGGCGACGCGGCGAGCGCACUCGCCCCGACGCAGAUCUCGAUUCUCUACUUCCUGAGCGUCCUCUUGAGCUCGGCGCCGCUCGCCGGCGCUUCGUCCGCCACAGCAGCGUCUGCCCUCAAGCGCGAGGAGGCGCUGCGCGGCGCCCGCUGGCUGAUGAACAAAUGGAGGCCCGACUUCUUCGCUGCGCUUGCGUCGCCCGCCUUCACGGCCGCGCCCGCGGCAUGCGCGGAGGAAGACGCGCGCGGUGCCCAGUCUGCAUCGACCACGCCCAGCUCCUGCAAAGAACUCGACAAAACCAAGCGGCGCGCGCCUCCUGCUGUUCAGCAUCUUCUCCGCUUGUUGGAAGCGUUUGUCGCCCUGCGGGAUCCCGAGGACCAAGAGGAGGAGCAACGGUUUCUCCGGGGGCUGCAGGGGAUUCUACCCCGUAUUCACUUUGCGAUCGACAGCGCCACCGCGUCGCAGUUUGUUCUGCUGCUUGAGGUGCUGAGGCUGCCAGAGGAAGAUGACCUCGUGCUAGUCAUGAAGGAGAAGAAGAAGGCCCUCUGA
Molecule: messenger RNA, 2469 nt
Organism: Besnoitia besnoiti
Lineage: Eukaryota; Apicomplexa; Conoidasida; Eucoccidiorida; Sarcocystidae
Exons: 8
Coding region: 1-2469 (822 amino acids)
Source: RefSeq, a predicted model, not a curated record